Molecule: messenger RNA, 1085 nt
Organism: Salvia splendens (bonfire salvia)
Lineage: Eukaryota; Viridiplantae; Streptophyta; Magnoliopsida; Lamiales; Lamiaceae
Product: peroxidase 27-like
Exons: 4
Coding region: 13-987 (324 amino acids)
Biological process (GO): hydrogen peroxide catabolic process; response to oxidative stress
Molecular function (GO): heme binding; peroxidase activity
Source: RefSeq, a predicted model, not a curated record
UUUAAGAAGAAAAUGGCUUCUUUAACUAAGCUUUUCUCUCUCACUCUUCUCUUUCUAGGAAUCAUUGCACUAAGCAAUGCCCAAAGCCUCUCUCUCAAAUACUACAGCAAGACAUGCCCAAAUGUUGAAUACAUUGUCAAGAAAGAAACAAAUAAGAUUAUAGCUGUUGCCCCAACUCUUGCAGCUCCCCUCCUCCGGAUGCAUUUCCACGAUUGCUUUGUUAGGGGUUGCGAUGGUUCGGUGUUGAUAAACUCAACAUCAAACAAUCAAGCUGAGAAAGAUGGAUUUCCCAACCUUUCUCUAAGAGGCUAUGGAUCUAUUGAUAGAGUGAAAACUGCUGUGGAGAAGGAGUGCCCUGGGGUCGUUUCUUGUGCCGAUAUCUUGGCUCUUGUGGCCCGUGAUGCUACUCUGGCCCUUCACGGACCUUUCUGGCCCGUGCCAUUGGGAAGAAGGGACGGGAGAGUGUCGAUCGCCAACGAGACUUUGGCUAACCUUCCACCCCCUUUCUUCAACAUCACCCAAUUGAAAGCAAAUUUUGCCUCCAAGAACUUGACCGCAAAGGAUCUUGUUGUCUUGUCAGGAAGCCACACCAUCGGAACAUCGCACUGCUCUAGCUUCGCCAACCGCCUCUACAACUUCACCGGCCAAGGCGACAGCGACCCCUCAUUGGACCCCAACUACGCGGCCCGCCUGAGGACCCGGUGCUCCCCGACCGACCAGACAACCCUAGUCGAGAUGGACCCGGGCAGCUUCAAGACGUUCGACGAAGACUACUACACCCUCGUAGCCAAGAGAAGAGGCCUCUUCACCUCCGACUCGGCUCUCCUCGCUGACGCCGAGACAAGGGAGUAUGUUCUUCGUCAAGCAAAAACUAAGGGCUCCACUUUCUUGGAAGAUUUUGCUGAAUCCAUGGUGAAAAUGGGCAAGAUCGGCGUGCUCACAGGGAGCCAGGGUGAAGUGAGGAGAAGAUGUGCCUUUGUUAAUUAACUAUCAAUCAUUUGAUUUGGGGAAGAUUGGUUGGUUUGAUUUGUCUGUCUUAAUUUGGACAGGUGAUGAUGAUGGUGUGAUGACCCAUUUGUUUAUAA